AUGGGCGACUUCAACACAGAGGCAUUUACCUUAUUGGCAUUGUCCAUUGUCAUUAUUGGCCUCAGAACCACUGCGCGAUGGAUUAUGGUUGGACCUAAAAAUUUCCAAGCGGAUGAUUAUUUGAUGUUGGUUGCAUGCGUGGUCUAUGGACUUGAAACUGGCGCUGCUUACAUGGUCGGCGCAUGGUUCAUGGGUCUCGCAAACAAUGCAAUGACAGAUGAACAACGUGUGAAUCUUUCUCCCGACUCGGAAGAAUAUCGUCUUCGUGUGGGUGGCUCCAAGGUUCAAGUGGCUGGUUGGUCACUGUACACUCUUUUAUUAUGGCUUCUCAAAACGUGCAUGGCCUUUUUCUAUUCUCGAUUAACCGCAGGGCUGAUUAAUAUGCGAGCUCGAAUCCAUAUCGCCUUCGGAUUUAUCGCUGCAACUUAUAUCGCCACAAUUUGCUCCAUUCUUUUCGGUUGCCAUCCAAUGCAUAAAAAUUGGCAAAUCAACCCUGACCCUGGAAAUUACUGCCAGCCUGCAGUAUCAAAAAUCGACAUCUACGUGACUGUUGUCUUGAAUGUCAUAACCGACAUCUAUCUCAUUAGUAUUCCAGCGCCGAUGCUAUUCAAAGCGCGUUUAAAGUGGCGCGAGAAACUCGAGCUUGUCAUCCUUUUCAGCGGUGGUCUAUUUGUCAUGAUGGCCGGUAUACUGCGAUGUGUUCUGAUAUUGACGGCUGGCGCAAAUGGCGCUCAACAGGCUGGCAGCUGGGCGUGUCGUGAAACCUUCGUCGCGGUGGUCAUUGGCAACGUCCCGAUGAUCUACCCGAUGUUCCGGCGCGUUGCUCGACGCGCUGGAUUAUACAUUACCUCGAGGAGUGGAUCGGAGAGCUAUCCCGCCUACCCACUAUCAGAUGAGAAUACUGAUGGUGGAUACGGGAGACGCAGACGCAAAUUCCACCAUCCCUUGAGUCUGCCUGAGACCCAUUGGAUCAAUACGGUUAGUGAUGAACAGAUGAUUUUGCCGACUUCACGACAGGCACCUCCUACUUGUACUGCUGGGGAAAGAGAUUGGGAUGCCAACAGUCAGGGUAGUCAGGGUAUAAAGGUUGUUCAUGAAACGAUUGUUCAUAGUGCUGAAAAAACACCUCGGCGAUAA
Molecule: messenger RNA, 1137 nt
Organism: Penicillium salamii
Lineage: Eukaryota; Fungi; Ascomycota; Eurotiomycetes; Eurotiales; Aspergillaceae
Source: the annotation of a GenBank genome assembly